AUGAUACGAAGACUCUCCAAAAGAGCUUCUGGAUUCGCUAACAAUUGGUUCCUCAAAUCUCCGGCGUCGCGAUUUCACGGCGGCGAGUCUCUCGAUUCCUCCGUCUCACCUCUUCUCAUUCCCGGCGUCCAUGUCUUCCAUUCUCAGGAUGCUGUUGGAAUCGUAGCGAAGCUAUCAGAUUGUAUUGCAGCAAAAGGCGGUAACAUUCUCGGCUACGAUGUUUUCGUCCCCGAGAACAACACCGUCUUCUACUCUCGGAGUGAGUUCAUGUUUGAUCCGGUGAAAUGGCCGAGAAAGCAAGUGGAUGAAGAUUUUCGAAGCAUUGCGGAAACGUACGGAGCCAUGAACUCGGUUGUGCGUGUGGCUUCUCUAGAUCCCAAGUACAAGAUUGCUCUUCUCCUCUCUAAACAGGAUCAUUGUCUAAUUGAAAUGUUGCAUAAAUGGCAAGACGGAAAGCUCCCUGUGGAUAUAACCUGUGUGAUAAGUAAUCAUGAAAGAGCUUCAAACACUCAUGUCAUGAGGUUUCUUGAGAGGCAUGGCAUUCCGUAUCAUUACGUGUCGACAACGAAAGAGAAUAAAAAAGAAGAUGAGAUUUUGGAGCUUGUUAAAGAUACUGACUUCCUAGUUCUCGCUAGAUACAUGCAGAUUCUGUCUGGUGCAUUCUUGAAAGGAUAUGGAAAGGAUGUAAUCAACAUCCACCAUGGUCUCUUGCCAUCAUUCAAAGGCGGAAAUCCAGCCAGACAGGCGUUUGAUGCAGGUGUGAAGCUGAUUGGUGCAACAAGCCACUUUGUUACAGAGGAACUUGAUUCAGGGCCUAUCAUUGAACAAAUGGUUGAUAGUGUUUCACACAGAGACAAUCUAAGGAGCUUUGUCCAGAAAUCUGAGGACCUGGAGAAGAAGUGCCUCACGAAAGCUAUAAAGUCAUACUGCGAGCUACGGGUAUUACCUUAUGGCACAAACAAGACUGUUGUAUUCUAA
This is a messenger RNA of Microthlaspi erraticum, 978 nucleotides long. Lineage: Eukaryota; Viridiplantae; Streptophyta; Magnoliopsida; Brassicales; Brassicaceae. The record is from the annotation of a GenBank genome assembly.